UUCGCAUUCGCUUUGUCGCAUAUUUCUCAAACGGGCAGUGUCUACAUUACCGUUUCUGUCACCAUAGAACGAUAUCUAGCCGUUUGUCAUCCGAGGCGCAGCAAGCAAAUUGAGGAAUGCGAUGACAUUCUAGGCGUCGACACGUUUAGCAGUAAUGUUCAACGCCACAAGUUCUGUCGAGUCACUAUCAAUCCUGUCUGCCCGGACGGUAAAAACUGGCAAAGCUAUAUUUUGCUACCUUCUGUAAUGGCAGCAAAUCCUCUAUAUCAACAGGUGUAUGCCUUGUGGCUUACCAACAUCGUAAUGGUCUUUCUGCCAUUUCUCACACUGCUCAUCUUAAAUGCCUAUAUCGCCUAUACUAUCCGGAAAAGUUUAGAGAAAUUCGAUAACCAUCAGCAAAAACUGCCGGAUCGAAGUGAGCUGAAAGAGAAGAGCCGAGAGGCGACACUUGUGUUGGUGAUUAUCGUCUGCAUAUUCCUUAUCUGUAAUUUUUGGGGCUUUGUGCUGACUCUUCUUGAACGAAUCCUCGAUCACGAAACUUUGAUGGUCAAGCAUCAUGCUUUCUACACAUUUUCACGAGAAGCCAUCAACUUCCUCGCUAUAAUCAACUCGUCAAUUAAUUUUGUCAUCUAUAUAGUAUUCGGUAAGGAAUUC
Messenger RNA from Ostertagia ostertagi, 654 nucleotides. Lineage: Eukaryota; Metazoa; Nematoda; Chromadorea; Rhabditida; Trichostrongylidae. The record is from the annotation of a GenBank genome assembly.